UCGGUCCUCGGGACUGAAGGGGAUUUCUGCGGGCGGAGAGACGAAGCUGCCCGCAGUAACACUCAACAAAGGCGCUUUUCUGCUCCUGUGCUUUGCGGCCGAGGGCUGACAGAGGCAGCGAGAAGGGAAACCCGAGCCGAUACCGCCUUGCUGAUAGGGCAGCAGCCCAGUGGAAUGAGCGAGAUAAAACCUGUGCAGCGGUCCAGCUGGACAGAACAUUGCGAGAGGAGUGCAUACGGAUGAAGGGCUCUGAACAAAGCUGCUCUGUGGAAUUACUGUCCGUGAAGCUGUUAUCUAAAGGAAAAAUAAAGCCUUCCAAGCUUUUUUUCCUCCCUCUUAAGAUAAUGGCUAAAGGAAGCCCUCGGGAAUAAAAAGUUCUUGAGAGCUAAUCACACCUCGUGAUCUUGGGCACAUCCACAGCAGUCAGACUGAAGCAGUAGACACACCGUGAAGGCAAGGGAUUUACAAGACCUCUUGGGCCAGUACACAUCUAACAACGCACAUCAGUUUUUCCAUGGACCACAUGCAACAUUGACCUUCUGGAGAUUUUGUUUACUUCACUAGCUAAAGGGAAGCACAAUGCCUCUCAACGAUGACCAGAACAGCGAUUCAGAUUCUUCUCGCCUCUCUGAAAGUACAGCUUCUUCUAGUGACUCUGAAUAUUCAAGACAGAGCUUUAACAGUGAUUCUUCAAGCAAACCCAGUUCCCCAGCUUCAGCAAGUCCUCCCAAGAUGGUUACAUUUGAUGAACUGAUGGCAGCUGCGAGGAAUUUAUCUAACUUGACAUUAGCUCAUGAAAUUGCUGUGAAUGCAAAUUUCUGUAUAAAACAUGAAGACCACCCACAGAACAGCUUUGCAGGCACAGUGAAACAAAUAGUACACAAGGCAUUUUGGGAUCACCUGGAAUCAGAACUGAAUGAAGACCCUCCAGAAUAUGAACAUGCUAUCAAGCUCUUUGAGGAAAUUAAGGAGAUUCUUCUUUCCUUCCUGACUCCAGGAGCAAACAGGAUUCAAAAUCAAAUUUGUGAAGUUCUGGACACAGAUCUUAUAAGGCAGCAGGCAGAACACAAUGCUGUUGAUAUUCAUGGGCUAGCUAACUAUAUCAUCAACACUAUGGGAAAAUUAUGUGCUCCAAUAAGAGACAAUGAUAUAAAACAGUUAAAAGCAACUGAAAAUAUUGUAGAAUUACUGAGGCAAAUAUUCCAUGUCCUGGACCUGAUGAAAAUGGAUGUAGCAAAUUACACAAUUCAAAGCCUUAGACCAUACCUUCGGCGUAAUUUGGUAGACUAUGAAAGAACAAAAUUCCAGGAAAUUCUUGAAGAAACACCAAGUGCUCUGGAUCUCACAACAGAAUGGAUAAAGGAAUCAAUAGAAGAUGAAUUGUCAUCCAUUUCCAAUGAUUCAUCCUCAUCCUCUGGUGCUGAUCAUAGUUCUAAAUCAAGUAUUAGUCCUACACUGGUGCUAAACAAUGGCUACUUGAAACUAUUACAGUGGGACUACCACAAAACAAUUCCAGAGACUCUAAUAACAGAUGAAGUUCGUCUUCAGGAGUUGAGAGAAAAGCUGAAUCAAUUAAAAAUCAUAGCUUGUGUUUGUCUCAUAACAAACAAUAUGGUGGGUGCUGCAAUUGUAAACGUGCCUGAUUUUGCCAACCAACUGAAAAGAAUCUCUCUUCCUCUUCUUGAAGGCAUGAGCAAGAAAACUUUUGAUUUGAAAGAAGCUCUAAAUGCUAUUGGGGUUCAGAUUUGCAUCAAAGUGAAUGAGUCUCUUACUGAAAGAGAUCUUCCCACUCUUAAUACAGAAAUGCAGAAUAAUUUAAUGGGUCAAAUCACAAGUAUUGUUGAGGAGAAUAACCCCGUCAGUUCCUUGAUUGAUAAACGGAUCCAGUUGUUCAUGAAAAGCUUGCUUGCUCUUCCAAGUUUUCGGAAAUGUAUGCCUACGCUGCCAGGAGGCAUUUCUGUGAUUCAACCAGAGAUGGAACUUGUUGGAUCUCAAUUUGCAAGCAUUGUAGAAUUUAAUAAACAAGUGUAUGGACCAUUCUAUGCAAACAUACUUAAAAAACUACUUUUUCCUGAGGCAGCAAUAGGGAAAGCAGAAAUAGAAGCACCCAGCAACUGAAAAAAAAAAGCCCAACUAUUUCUGUGCCCCUUUAUUUUACCUUUGGUCUUUAUUAAUAGAUUGUGAUCUGGCUCCCCCACUAAGACCUCCAGUGACUAUUAAUGAGAGCAGUCUUGUAAAUUGUGUUUGGAUAGUUUCUGAAAUCCACUGGGAGGAAAUUUAAUUUCAAUUACAUAUAUAUUUUAAUGAACUAAGUCUGCUUAAUGGAUUGUGGCACUUGUAUUUCACCUUUUGAGACAAACAGUUGUUAGUAUUUGUGGUGGGUAAGAGAUGGUGAAGUACUUACCAUUUGGCCACCAUUGAAACAUAAUAUUUUUAAAAAUAUAUAUUUACAUAGGUCAGUGCUAUUUUGAGAUGAGAGAAUAAUUGUAGAUAAAAUGCACUAUGCUUACAUUGUAUUUUUUACAGCAGUGUCUAAUAAAAAAAAAUCAUUAUUCUGAAAAGAGUUUGAAGGGAAAAUAAAAAAAAAAAGUAUAGCAUAACUGUUUUUUGUAACCAAAUCCAGGUUUAUAGUAGGCCAACUUCUGGUGCUCCUGCAAAUACUGGAACUAAACUUAGCCCAUGUUAUGUUCAGGAAUGCCAGUAUUACAAGUUGUUCUGGUAUGGAAGUUGGAGAAGAAGCGUUCAUUAUUUAAAUAAGAAUCAUUCAGUAGUUGUCCACAUGAUAACUGAGAGAGGUGAAACACUUCAAAAACAUGAUGCCGGGCAUGGGAUGGGGAGGGAAUGCAAAUAUCUGUAUGAUACCUGUCUAGUGGAUGUCGUCAUACAGUUCUUAAGUCUAACCUCUAAUAUAUGUGAUGCAAAUUGAUCUUAAUGGGUAUUAAGUAUUUUUAAGGUUAUGCUUUCUGAUCUUUAUUCUCAAAAACCCUUGACUUUGUGAGAGAUCUUACAGAGUACAACAGUUCACCUUCUGUAAUCAGUUGGGUAAAGAGAGAGAAUGCUCAAAACGUACUUUGGUUACUCUUGUGUCAGAAAGUAGACAACCAGGCCCCUUGCAAUUCUUGGAAAUGUGAUUGUGUUUGCUCUCAUGAGGUGUCUGAGAGAAGUAUGUCUUCAUUUUAGAUUUAUAUGUUACUGGAUUUGUCUUUCUCAAAAUCCCUGCAGAUGCAGCCUCAAUUCUUGGUUCCCAUUUAGGACAGCAUGCAAGUAAUCUUGCAUACAGAAAUAGAAUAGGAUUGGAACUGGGAGAUAUGGUAGUAAACUUCUGUAAGUUUACAUGUUUUAUUUUGCAGAUUUCGGAUUACCAGGAAUAGAUACUGCUGCAAUACUUAGUAUACAUGUGUUCUUGUCUAUGAAAAUCAGAAUUUACUUGAAAAUGAUCCUUUAAUAUAUUAUCAUACAGUGGUCCUUUUAAAGUGUCAGAUACAUAUAAAUUCCAUGUGGUACAAGUUCAAUAGCUUGUUUUUAAUAUUUUAUACAACAAUCUAUUCUUAUUGAUGCAAAGAGCUGCCCAUAAAAGCUUAAUGUGCCACAUGUACUGUGUAUAUAUUACUAUGUCUAUCAUAACAAAACUGGGCAUUACUAGCACUGUGGUUUUGUAGUCCAUUUUUACGGAAUUGUGUACUCUCUUUAGUAAGGGAAAUGACUUAUUGUCAGUUGUUCCUCAGUGUCUGAGGACUUUGGCCACGUGCACAUGGUAUGAAAAUCUUUAUUUGAAAGGCCUUGUUGGAAAACAAAUGGCUGCAGUGCACUUCUAUCCUUUGUAAUAAGAAACAUUUGUAAAAACGGAAUUUGUAUUCUGAAGGGAAUUUCUAUUGAAGCCUGAAAAACCUUAGAAAUGAACUUUUAGGAUGCAGUAAUUGUGCUAGGAGCUAAAACAGGUUGAUUCAAACAGAUAAAGAACUUUGAUGUGCAAUUCAAAAUGAGCGAGAGAAGAAUUCAUUUCAGAAUUUCUUUCAGAAGCACUUAUGGGAAAUUAAUUCUCUCUGAUUUGCUGUACCCUUGGAAAUGUAUGCUUUGGGUUUCAGCCAAAAGAUGAUUUUUUUUUUAAUGGGUAUUGGAAAAACAUUUUUAAUGUGACUAUGAACUUUUAUUACAAUAUAUACAUUCUACUGUUUAAAGAAAAUGUUUUUUGGUGACUUGAAAAGGGCAUUUUAUAGCAUGGCCUGUGUUUCAAGUGCUUGUUUAAUGUAUCUUAAUUUUUAUUUAACGUUUCAACCAUUGGGAUUGCAUCCCUUUAAUGUCAUGUUACUGCAUGCUGUUGACGCUACCCUGGCUGAAAAGCACUUGCCUCUACUCUGAAGCUCUCCUUGUGAAACAAGACUCCGUUCUGUAAGAGCUUAUUUUGUUGAAAUACAAAUCUUUCAAUUUUUGUAUGCUUUCAAUUGUUUGUGAUACCACUGUGCUGAAAAGUCUCUUACACAAAUUGUUUUUGGAAAUGUAAUGGAUCAUGUUAAAUGCUGAAGAUAAAGGACUGUGCUAAUA
Messenger RNA from Coturnix japonica (Japanese quail), 4542 nucleotides. It is a transcript of the gene TCP11L2, whose product is annotated as t-complex 11 like 2. Gene Ontology annotation, biological process: signal transduction. Lineage: Eukaryota; Metazoa; Chordata; Aves; Galliformes; Phasianidae. The record is from RefSeq and is a predicted model, not a curated record.